AUUUUUUAUUUGUUUAUAUUAAAUCCCUUAUGAAUGAGAAUUGAGUCACACUGGUUUUUUUCAAUUAUUGCACAAGUUGAUGUUGAAUUGGUUGAAUUGUUAAUUCAAUUUCAUAAGUAGGUUGGUAUGUGGAAUUCGGUUUUUGUUGAAGCUAUUUUAGCUCCAUAAGAUAGUUAAAUGAACUCCGAAUUCAUAUGUGAAUCUUUGUCGUGCCUUGUGUUCGUUGAUUUUAAGGAAUUUGGACUUCUUAGCCCCAUAAGUUGAUUCAUUUUCAUUAGAAUUCGUUAUGGAGUGAUUUUGUUACGUUAUGUGUUUGUUUUCCAUUUUCUUUAAAUUGAGACCGUUUAAGUGCAAUAAACAAAUCUCUAUUUAUUGAAAAUAUGUUGUGUUCUUCUAUAUCAAGAUGACUACAACCAACCUGGACCAAUGUACAAAGAUCAACCUGAUCCGCUCGUCGAAGAAAUAAUAAGAUUAGAACCGAAAAUUUUCUACCUCGACGAAGUUCUAUUCGCUGAAGGCUCCUGGUACGAACCACCUUACUGUCGUGACUACACCUUGUUUGCUGAAGAACAAAUCGAAGCAAACAAGGUGGCAAUUCUAGAAAGAGCAAAACUUCUUGAAUCAGUCUGGAAGGAAAAAGAAUUUGAGAGGAGAUUAUGCGAUGGAUCAGAAAUGAUGCAGAAGAUGCUGGACGACUUCCAAAGAGAGAGACUAGAAGCCGAGGCUAAAGCUGAUAGAUUAGUCAAUGAUCUAUGCAAGCCUUUUGAGCUUAAACGCUCCCUCCAAUCUUAAGAUCAAAUGAGGGAGAUUAAUGCUCAAAAAGAGGCUCUAGAACCUAAGACCAACCCUGAACGAUUCAACGAUCAGGUCCAGGUUCUAGAAGAUUCACCUAGUUCCACACCAUCACAGAAACCGAGAGCAUAACAACUCUCGCUAGGGCUACUGUGGUGAUGUUACCUGAAUGUCCUCCUAGCCAAGUCUCAACCAGUGAAGUCGUACAUGAGGUGGAACCAACUCAGGGACCUGACUCAGAACCAUCGAUGCUUAUUCAAUAAAAGAAGAAGGAAGUUUUGCCUAUGGCAAUAAAUGACCAUCUCCUUA
Molecule: messenger RNA, 1101 nt
Organism: Cuscuta campestris
Lineage: Eukaryota; Viridiplantae; Streptophyta; Magnoliopsida; Solanales; Convolvulaceae
Source: the annotation of a GenBank genome assembly